Molecule: messenger RNA, 837 nt
Organism: Calliphora vicina (urban bluebottle blowfly)
Lineage: Eukaryota; Metazoa; Arthropoda; Insecta; Diptera; Calliphoridae
Product: probable serine/threonine-protein kinase clkA
Exons: 2
Source: RefSeq, a predicted model, not a curated record
AAUAAUAAUAAUAAUAAUAAUAAUAAUAAUAAUAAUAAUAAUAAUAAUAAUAAUAAUAAUAAUAAUAAUAAUAAUAAUAAUAAUAAUAAUAAUAAUAAUAAUAAUAAUAAUAAUAAUAAUAAUAAUAAUAAUAAUAAUAAUAAUAAUAAUAAUAAUAAUAAUAAUAAUAAUAAUAAUAAUAAUAAUAAUAAUAAUAAUAAUAAUAAUAAUAAUAAUAAUAAUAAUAAUAAUAAUAAUAAUAAUAAUAAUAAUAAUAAUAAUAAUAAUAAUAAUAAUAAUAAUAAUAAUAAUAAUAAUAAUAAUAAUAAUAAUAAUAAUAAUAAUAAUAAUAAUAAUAAUAAUAAUAAUAAUAAUAAUAAUAAUAAUAAUAAUAAUAAUAAUAAUAAUAAUAAUAAUAAUAAUAAUAAUAAUAAUAAUAAUAAUAAUAAUAAUAAUAAUAAUAAUAAUAAUAAUAAUAAUAAUAAUAAUAAUAAUAAUAAUAAUAAUAAUAAUAAUAAUAAUAAUAAUAAUAAUAAUAAUAAUAAUAAUAAUAAUAAUAAUAAUAAUAAUAAUAAUAAUAAUAAUAAUAAUAAUAAUAAUAAUAAUAAUAAUAAUAAUAAUAAUAAUAAUAUAAUAAUUAAUAAAAAUAAUAAUAAUAAUAAUAAUAAUAAUAAUAAUAAUAAUAAUAAUAAUAAUAAUAAUAAUAAUAAUAAUAAUAAUAAUAAUAAUAAUAAUAAUAAUAAUAAUAAUAAUAAUAAUAAUAAUAAUAAUAAUAAUAAUAAUAAUAAUAAUAAUAAUAAUAAUAAUAAUAAUAAUAAUAAUAAUAAUAAUAAUAAUAAUAAUAAUAAUAAUAAUAAU